AUGAUGCAGGAGUCUCUUUUUGAGGGCUCUAAAUCAUCAAUGAAUACAAGAGUUUUGAAAAUUCGCCACCAUAUAGAUUCUUUAACUAAAUACUUGGCACCUCUUUUGCCUAUAGCAAACUGUCAUAUGGUGGAGUUCCUAACUCAGAACCACUGGGAUGGACUUUUACCUGAAUCUCUAAGAGACACCCUGAAUGGUUUACAGUUAAAUGAGGCAGUGGAACAAUUCUGGACUGCGGCUUCAAGCAAAGAAGCAGAUAAUUCUAUUCUAUCCAACUGGAUCCACACAGCCCGUUCCCACUGUGUAUCUGUCAACAAUGACUACUGCUUGUCGGCUGAACAGCUGCGCGAACGCAUCAGGUCAUGGGGCGGAGAGAUCAAACCGGAGAUCAGGGUGAAGGAGUUUAUGACCAGCAAGAAGAGUUAUGAGGUACAGACAAUGUCCCCGCUGGUGGCGGCGCUGCAGGGCGGCGCGGGCGCGCGGUGCUGCGUGGAGGCGGGCGGCGGGCGCGGGCCGCUGGGGCUGGCGCUGUGCCUCGCAUACUGCGCGCACUGCCUCACGCUCGACUGCGACGCCCGGGCCGUCGCCGCUGCACCACACAGGAUUAAGAUUAUACAGAAACAAUGGCAUGCAAUAGCGAAACGUGUAAAAAACGGAAUAGAAGAGCGCAUAGACGAGAGCAUAAAUAAGAACCUUCAUAGAUUUGCCACCGCCUACAUUACGGAGCACACCGACAUCGCCAGCUUUGUGAAGGAUAAGUUCCCUGAGUUUGCAGACCAAGAUGUCAAGUUCCUUCUCACAGGUCUCCACACAUGUGGUAACCUAGGCCCGGACUCCCUGCGUAUCUUCGUGAACCAGUCCAGCACUGCUGCAGUAUUCAACGUGCCAUGUUGCUACCACUUGCUCACUGAGGCAGUGGACGGCCAGCUGUUUGACGUCUUCCAGAGGGACUAUGGUGGAGAGGAUAGCAGGCAAGGGUUCCCCAUGUCUGAGUAUUUGAGAGGUUACAACCUUGGCAGGAAUGCGCGAAUGUUAGCCGCUCAGUCCAUAGACAGGGUGGUCAACGACCGACAGUUACCGUCCACCAGCUUGCUGUACAGAGCUUUAUUACAGGAUAUAAUUCAAAAGCAGCUACCAAACCAUAAAAUAUCGGAAGGCAAACUGAAAAGGAUAACUCCGAAAUGUGAAACAUUCCGACAGUACUUCAAAAUGGCGGACGAAAUUUUAAAAUUGGAACUCUAUGACAGUUUGCCUGCCAGCUUUUUUACGGAUGUAGAAAGAAGUAUGGAUUGCCAGUGGAAAAAACUUGUGUUGUUUUAUUUAAUUAGGUUAUGUUUAGCUCAAGUUGUUGAGAGUUUGAUUUUAUUAGAUAGAUUGUUGUUUUUAUUUGAAAAUGGGUUUGAUAAUGUUUAUUUAGUGAAAUUGUUUGAUCCUGUCUUGUCCCCAAGAUGUCAUAGUAUUGUAGCUGUAAGAUAG
Messenger RNA from Spodoptera littoralis (African cotton leafworm), 1476 nucleotides. NCBI's taxonomy places the organism in Eukaryota, Metazoa, Arthropoda, Insecta, Lepidoptera, Noctuidae. The record is from the annotation of a GenBank genome assembly.